CAGCACUUUGGUUUUCUUUUCAUGCAGACACCACUGUCAGCACAUACACUUUCAGCAUGAACCACUCAGCUGAGUUGUCUCCUUCAGAGGAAAUGGCCCCUGAGGAGUUUGUUGGUGGAACAGCAGUGGCUUGUGUGAUCCUGGGUCUGUCCUUCCUGGUUGGAGUUCCGGGGAACCUUCUGGUGAUCUGGACCAUCCUGAGACACAUCAAGCAGCGUUCCCACACCGUGGUGCUCAUCCUGCACCUGGCUGUUGCGGACCUGCUGGUCCUUAUCACCCUGCCUCUGUGGAUCUACUCCAUGGCCCACUCCUGGGUGUUUGGAGAGGCCUCCUGCAAAGCAAUAGUGUUCGUGAUCACCGCCUGUAUGUACAGCAGCGUUUUCCUCAUCACCCUCAUGAGUGUGGAACGUUUUUUGGCUGUGCGUUAUCCUUUUGCUUCAGCUGACUGGAAAAGGAAAAAAGCUCUUGAUAAAGUACUGCUGACUCUGUGGAGUUUAGCGUUCUUGUUCAGCAUCCCUGUCAUCCCAACUCAGGUUAUGGAUAAGGAGUCUGGUGAGGAGCAAUGCCUGUAUCGGGAGUACACUUCUUUGACGCAGGAGUUGGUCUGUGUGCUGCUGGAGACACUGGUGGGCUACAUAAUACCUUUCUCCAUCCUGGUGGUCUGCUAUGGCUGCCUGUGCAGCCGGAUUACUCAGAUGACCUUCAAGUCCAAGCGCAAGUCUACUGUUCUCAUUGCCAGUGUGGUGGUUGUGUUUGGCCUUUGUUGGACACCUCAUCACUUGGGAAAUGUCCUCUCACUAGUCAUCCUGGGCAUGUAUGGUUUCUAUUCUGAUGCAGAAAACUCUCUGGAGCGCGUCAGGAGCACUAUGAUCUUCAUCGCCGGAGCCAUGGUGUUCAUCAGCAGCACGGUAAACCCCCUCCUCUACAUGUUCGCAGCUCGCACCUUCAGGAGCUCCCUGCGUGACACCGGCAUCCAGAAGCUCUUCCGACACAUCUCCAGCACGUCCCCAGGCGAAGGCAACAGAGAGGUGUCCUUUGUGUCUAAGAGACAAAGCAAUAUUACCAACAGCUCCCAGUGUGUGUUGGAGUCAAAAGACCAAAUGGACAUAUUGAUAAAAAUGUGUGAAAAUAAUGCGUCCUGAUAUUGAAACUGUACAGGUUGUACAUCUGUGCUCCGUGUGUCUGCGUAAAUAUUAUUAUUUUUUGUAUUUUUUAAUUUCACAACACAGAUUAACAGGAUGUCACUUGAUCUGUUUCAAUACUCGUCUAGAUCUGUAAUUUUCCAUGAUUUGGUUUGCUUUUACAUCGUGAACAUGUAUUUAUAAAAACUGUAUAUUAUGUACAUAGAUUUAUGUCAUUUGGUAUUAAAAAAAUUGUACUGUAA
Hippoglossus stenolepis (Pacific halibut) is the source of this 1384-nucleotide messenger RNA. RefSeq lists its product as uncharacterized. Lineage: Eukaryota; Metazoa; Chordata; Actinopteri; Pleuronectiformes; Pleuronectidae. Gene Ontology annotation, cellular component: membrane. The transcript has a single exon. Gene Ontology annotation, biological process: G protein-coupled receptor signaling pathway. The record is from RefSeq and is a predicted model, not a curated record. The coding region runs from base 57 to 1142 and encodes 361 amino acids. Gene Ontology annotation, molecular function: G protein-coupled receptor activity.